Amoebophrya sp. A25 is the source of this 9865-nucleotide messenger RNA. The record is from the annotation of a GenBank genome assembly. NCBI's taxonomy places the organism in Eukaryota, Dinophyceae, Syndiniales, Amoebophryaceae.
CUUUAAUCAUGUCUGCUCUUCCCAUUCUAACAUAAUCAGCCUCUUACGCGAAUGUUCCGUUUGUGUAGGGAGUUUUUUUUAAUACGAACUUUCUCCCCUUUCCCGAUGCACAUUUCAAAUAACUGUAUUCAACAAAUACUUAUCCCUACAUCUUCCCAUUCAUACGUAAAAUUUUCUAAGUCCUAUGCAAAGCCCUUGAUCAGUUCUGCAUAUUUCCAUUUCAGUGCUCAAAAAUAACAUGAUAGCUGAUAUUGUCGGAGCUCUUAUUCUUAUUAUUCAAGAGUGAUUGUUAUCGUAUUUUUUUUGGUUUUAGGCAAAAAUGUUGUCGUCGAGGUCGAUAGUGCUUCUACUUGUCGGCUCAGCCGCGCAGGUUCGUGCGAUGGAAGCCGAAAGUGGACAUGCUGUCGCAGCGCCUGCACCUGCGAAGGCCAUAGCCGGAAAGGCACCUGGCAAAGCUCGCGCAAAGGAAGAGGUUGUCUCUUCGCAGUACGAACAAGAAGUGAAGCAAUCACAUCAGGCCCCAUUCAACGUACAACUUAUUACUCUUCUAUCAAUCUUCUAGUCUUCAAGCAGCGCAAUCCUUCUUUCCAUCUAAUCAUGUCAAGGACUCAUAGAUAGGCUAUUAUCUACCAUAUCACGAAAUAAAGACCCUCGCAUCUUCACCAGCAUCAUUACCCUCUCCCACACACUACAACUAUUACAAAAACAGAUGCAUUUCGACGCUCCCGGUUUCAUUGCACUUUACGCCUAUACGGGGGGACUGAUCUUGAUUACUUUGCUGUAUAGAGUACUUGUCUGGGGAGUCUGCAAGAAGGACACAGUGCGAGCCCGCGUGGCCGAGAAUCAGCGAGAAGAGUUGCUGAAGUCCAUGGAUCGACCGGAUUUCUACGGCACACUCGCCACAAGCUACGCAGCAACCGAGGCCAAGGUACUAUCGUUCUCUCUUUUUUAUGUGGAGCAAUUUGAUUUUAUGUAGUGCAUGUUCAACAGUUGCGUAUAUAUCUGAGUAGAUUCCUCGCAGCCUUACUGUUACCAAGAAAAGUGACAUCCUGCGGUAAUGAUAUAGAAUAAUCGUUAAUAAGUACCUUGUUCCUGCAGCUGGUGCUCUAUCAUGACCAUGAUACUCCCCACAACUUCAACUGCAGCUGUUUUUGAUUUCUGCUGGUCAAUGUGAUUAAAACGACGUACGACCUUCUACCACUUACUUACGACCCAACUCUAUCUACUAACCCAAUCUGUAACUACUAAAACUACAGGUAUCGUCCGAGGUAAUCGAUUGCGGUGGCCGCUCUGGUGUGAUACGGAAGCGUGACGUGUACCAAUACGGUUACGGGUACACCUUUUUCGGUUCUGUGCUUUUCGGCGCGUACGUUUUGUGGUUGCUCGGAAUUUCGCUGAUGCUUCCCUUGUGCCUUCUCGCGGUCUGCUUUCCAAUCAAGUUUUUGUGGUUGACCAACACUUUGUUCCGACUGGACGUUUGCCCCGAAGCGGUGUGGAACAACCUCGAAAAGUACGGCACCAGCACGACCACGUGCAGAUUGGGGCUCACCAACGAGGCGUUCCUUAAGUCCAACGUUGGCGGCGUUUUCCUCGUGUUCUUCCUGAUCUCUUUCUUGAUGUGGCUCGUGUACGCGAAGCAAGCAAACAAAUUGUACAAUUUCUUCAUGCGGCAGAUGUCCUUGCGUGAAGCGGAGUACAUCUCCAUCGAAGAACGCAUCGUGGAGGUCCAACAAGACGAUGAAAACGCGCAGAGGUGGGAUGAUGCUGGUACUUUUUACAACUUAUAAACUUAUAUAUAUACAUCAGAAAAGUUGUUCUUCAAUAUAAGAACUAAGUGGAAAUCGUACCAUGCAGUUAGAACUACAGCAAUACCGAUUACUUAUAUAACUAGAUGAUAUUCAUCUUGACCAUGAGAAUUUGACUGGUAAUAUUCUCGUCGUCCACAUCAACUUGCAGAGGCGAGCGGCAGUGAGUCUGCUAGCAGCACCUCCGCUUCUUCGUUCGCGGCUGGCGGUAAAAAUGGGUUUUCGUCCUUGUCUGGGAGAGCAUAUCAAGGGACGGAGACCGAGAUCAGUCGCGACGUCGUUGAGAAUGCUACAGUUAUGGUCGAAGAUAUCAACGGUGUCACGUAUCGCUACGUCACCUUUCAAUCGACCCGUCUUACGUACGACCACACCGCGAAGAUCUUCGCCGAGCCGAAGAACGAAGUAGUUGGGCGCAACACUCUGAACGCCUUACAUCUGUACAAGGAGGAGCCACUCACGGUGGACGCAGUGAGUGUAGACGUUUUAUUAAGGGGCAGGAACAAGAUCGACGUGCACGUCCCUUCUUUCUUCUAUUUCGUGGCGCAGGAAAUGACCACCGUGGUGAACAUGUGGCAGAUCUUUCAAGCCGUCACGCUCGCCUUCUUCUGGCAAGUGGUCGCCGGGGGCGUGCUGCUCCUCAUCUUUCUCGUUCAGCUCUACAUCGCAGCUAUGGCGCGAAAACGCGUCAUGGAGACCGUCCAACAGUCCGCGAAGAUCAAAGGUAAUCAACAAACACUUAGACGAAGGCUCGAUCUAGCAUUUUUUACGUUUUAUCACACACUGAUGACACUAUUACCAUGUUGCGCGGCUAUUCUUUAUAGUAGGAGUUCCAAAGCAUGGCUUUUCUGAGGUCGCAAAUACUAGUACUCUUGUUGCAGCAAACGAACAGGUAUUCAGUAACAAGUUAGUAGUGAGAGUAGACAUCUACUUCAACUCUCUAGUAUUCUCCUUCUUCAGGUAUCCGCGUUCUGGUCUACCGUGAUGAGCGUCGGGAUAAGUAUCUGGAGUUUGGUAAAGCUGUGGAUAUGAGUCGCAUGGACCUCAAUCGCCGCGUCCACGAACGCGACCGGCGCCAGCCGACAUUGUCGAAGAUCGUCGAAGCAGAUGACGAGGAGUCGGAGUCCGACGGCAGCUCGAUGUCCGAUAACCAUCACUCAUCUGCAUCCAACGCUAAAAAUCCUGGCUUUACUUACUUCAAGGGCGAUUUCGCGCAAGGCGCACGGGUAACUAAUAUAGACUAUUGCUAGAUUUUAUUUUGAUGACUAGAUAAAGAUAUUUUCAUCUUUUCAAUGCGACAUUAACCUAUCAAAUUAAUGGUAGCCGACAAAUGAACCCAUCGACGAGUGUUUUUCUUCUUGGUGCCAACUUGGCGCAAAAUAACAGAAGAUGCUUUUUUUGAGCUUUCCACAACAACUGCCAUGCUAAUAUCAAAACGGUUUGAAUCUUCUCCUUUACAACAGGGCGGCGCCGGAACAGCCGGAAAUGAGCUGGCUUUGCGAAAUCGGCAGUAUUCCAAUGGUGUAAACACCUCCAAUCUUGGUCUUGCGGAUUCGUCGACCACGUCCGACAGUGACGAAAUGCAAUCGCACGCGGGUGGGCCCCUAUCUUCUCUGCGCACAAUCCAGAGUCUCAAUUCGCGGACCAAAUUGAGAAACGGAACCUUCCGCAGUGUUUGGUCAAUGGAGUUAGUCCCGGGUGACUUGAUCGAGAUCCCGGAGGGUGUCGUCAUGCCCUGUGACUGCGUGCUUUUGGAAGGUAUAACUCUUUACCGUUUUCGAUCAAUUAGUUGGUAAAUGCUGAUGUACCAUCCGCAGACUACGUUUAUGUACUACAACAUACGAGCUAGAAGGUGAAGAUAUCAAGGCCUCCUCGAAGAUGUAAGUACUAGAGAAUACACUUACUUCUAAAGACUCAGUCACAUACCAGAAAAUAAUUUCUCCUACCCGCCAGGACACGCUUUGGUGAACGAGGCGGAUUUAACGGGUGAACCCAUGCCAGUGACCAAGUACCCCAUCGAAAAGCGCGGACGCUCCGCACAGGAGGAGAAGCUCGACGUCACGGUGCAUGGCAAGAAACACUACCUGCACUGCGGCACCACGGUGCUCCAGUCGCAGGGUCCGACUCGUUCCAAGCGCAACCUGAAGGCGCUUGGCCUGGUCGUGCACACGGGUACAGCCACGAUGAAGGGGAACAUGAUCCGAAAGAUCCUCUACCCGAGUCCUGUGUACUACUGCUUCAACGAUCAGCUGGGACCAUUCAUCUUCUCCAUUGUCUUGAUUCUGCAAUUGGCCAGCACGAUUCCGGUCGUGCUCUACGGCUUCAUUGGCGCGGAGCAGCUCUCCGGUAAAGGGUACUACUUCCAGAUCAUCAUCAUGGCGUGCUUCGAAGCGAUCACACUUGCGACGCAAGUUGUGAGCCCGCUCAUGCUGUUAGGUCUGACAAAGGCACAGAACCACGCGGCCGAUCGUUUGCGCGAUUCUCCCUCCGGUACCGUGACCCUGUCUCCGGAGCGCAUCACGAUGGCCGGCGAGAUCAAGGUGCAGUGCCUGGAUAAGACCGGAACGAUCACUGAGGAGGGAUUGCACCUGCACGGUAUCCGACCAGUGUGUCCCGUGACGACGCAGGAUGUGCAGAAAAACCGCGCUGAGGAGCACAAGAAGAGUGCGCUGUCAGUCUCCUUGUCGAACUUGGAGAAAACGGGUACGCUGGCACUGGCUGCGGCGAAGCAGACCUUCGCAGAAGACGCAGACAAGAUGUCUCAGACGGUCGCCUCGGUGCAGACGCUGAUCAUGGACGAGGGGGGCAACAAGUCCUUGGAAGCCUCCGCGAACCCAUCCAGCAGCGCGGAAUCGUCGGCGCCGGACAAUCACAGUGAGGGCACGGGGUCCACCGCUGGCUCCUCCAGUUCCACUACCGCCGGUGGUAAUCGUCCGCGUGGAGAGAAGGACAGUUUCGGCACGCCUGGGAAGAUGAGUGGCAACAUCUUUGGUUCCAAGAAGGACCAACAGAGCGCGGAAGAGUACCAGGCCAUGCUGAAUCGUGUCAAGUUCGGUCCUCUGGUGAACGUGCGUGACACCCCGGAUCAGCCACUGGAUAAGAGUAACCUUCUCGAGGUGGCGAUCGCGACGUGCCACACUGUCACAAAAAUGGACGGAAAGCUUUACGGAAACAGCGUCGAGCGUGAGAUGGUUCGCAUCAUGAAUGUCGAUUUCGCAGCUCGCAUCGGCGAGGGCGUCGAGUACUACCGUCCCAAGCGACACGCCGGUGGCGGCGAACUCCUCUUCAAGACGGUGCGGCAGUUCGAGUUCGAUCAGGGCGCGCAGAUGCAGUCCGUCGUAGUGGAUUUGCGUGGGGAGACCACCAGUCGUACGGGCGGUUCUGGCUCACUGGGGCGCUCCAAGCGGAGCGGCACCUCGUCAGGAAACACGAGCGACUCAUCCCAAGGGUCUAGUCGAAGUCGCGGCGAGUCGUCAGUGGGAAGACUGAACUCCAGCGGCGCGCUCCCAUUUUCACACGUGCUUUUCUCCAAGGGGUCCUUCGAGGCGAUCUCUAAGCGGUGCGUCCCCGGCUCGUUGCCGGUCGACGCGAAAGAGCUGACGAAAUCGCUCGCCGUCGAGGGCUACUACGUCAUUGCGGUCGCGUACCGCGUCGUCGACGGCGAUCAGCACACGCUUGGAAGCCUCAACAACACGAUGAAUUGCGGCGGGAACCAGAAGCCGGUACGAUGGCACACUAGCUCUCGCGUCGAUCUAGAGACGGACCUCAUGUUCUUGGGGCUUAUCUACUUCACCAACGACCUGAAGCCGGACUCGGCCGCUGCCAUCGCGGAACUGCGGCACGGCAAUGUGGAUCCAGUGAUGAUUACAGGAGACAACGUGUGGACUGGUGUGCACGUUGCGGAGAAGGCUGGCAUGCUGCCGAAAAACGCAGUCAUUUUGGGCGCCGACGUGGAUCUCGGUGGCGAGCGUAAGAACCAUGGCCGUAAUCAUGGGGACACCAUUGCCCACAUGGACCAGCCAAGCGCCUCUUUUCCGGACGAGUUGCACUGGCAGUUCUUGCGGGAGGCGGACAAGAUGCACGUGCCGAUUUGGACAAGCCUGCUCACAGAAGCGCGUGCCCGGUAUGCAGCUCGCAUCUCCUUCUUCGGAACAGAGGUCACUGGUCCAAAGGCCGCACAGGCUCGAAAGAAAACCACAAACGCUUCCUACUUUCGCGCUGGGCCCACGCAUGCGCAGCCUGGUUUGUCGCUUUCGCACGCGAAAGGUCAGAUCAUGCCGCACAGCAAGACGAGUCCACGAGUGCCGCCGCUGUACGGUUUGUCUCCCCGCCAUGCCCGCGCUGGUCGCGAUCCCAGGGCUGGAUCCUUGCUGUCACGCGUAAUGUCUUUCGGAAGCAACCGCGGGGAACGCACCGGCGGAUCGCCUUCGCGCGAGUCUGAUCUUAAUCGAUUCUUCGGCAAUGGCGCCGGAAACAAUGACGUCGAGACGCCGCGCGACGACGGCAACAGCCCCUACAGCAAGGAGAGGGUCGCAGGCAUAGGCCAACUGAAUCGCGAACACGUGUCGUCGCUGUAUCCGAUCCAGGGUGGAGAACCGAUGCAGCCGGUCCUGCGAGAUAAUUUUGAUUUGGGCCAAGAGGUAGAGUUCUUUGACGGCGUCUUGGCUCUGAGUCCCUCCCCGAAUUUCAAACCGCUUGACCGUCAACUGUUGUUCCAGCACUUUCAUUUCGACCAGACCGUCGACGACCGAAGGCUUUUACGCCUUAUAUCACGGAUCGACGAGAUGGUACACGAAGAGGAAGAGGCUCGGCAAGAGCAGGCGCGCCAGGUGACUGACAUGGCCCUCGACGAGGCAGAGGAAGACAUGCGCCGCAGCUCGUGGCGCGCAUUCCAAGAGUACCAAAUGUCUGCACGGCGCCACCUCGAGCUCGCAGGUCUGUCCGACGCGGACGACACAAUCUCCGAGGCGUGUUCGGAGGAACGCAAUCGCCUGCUCUCGGACGUCGAUGAUGCCGCUUCCUGUAUGGAUCCCUCCUCAGUGCGGAAACGCGGAGGAAGCAAGGUCCUUGAUGCGAGUGCACUGGCCCGUGCGAAUGGCACGCCUCCGACCGGGCGCUGCCCUCGCCGCAUGUCUUUCGGAGACAGUGCUGCCACGAUUAACGCCGAGGGCGAGGCGGCUCCGCCUACGGACGACAAGGACCACGAUGACGAGGAUGCGCUCUUCCCGACGACACCACGAGAUUACGAGCAGGUGACAACCAGUAUCCACGUAGAGAGCCGCGGGUCCACCGCCAUUGUCCGCACAUCGACGAUGAGCAGCAAACGACCGAAGUACUACUUUGCGCUGACCGAGGCUGCCUACCGCUUCCUUGCGCACCACGAUCCGAAGUUGUUGGAAAAGAUCUUUCCACGUGUUCUUGUCUUUGGUCGCAUGACGCCGAGUGGCAAGGUUGACGUGAUCCGCCGUCUGCAGGCUUCGGGCCAGGUUGUCGGCAUGUGCGGUGAUGGUGGUAACGAUUGCGCGGCCCUCCGCGCCGCACACGCCGGGGUUGCUCUUGCGGACGGGGAUGCCAGCAUCGUUGCACCCUUUUCGAGCAGCUCCAAGUCGCUCUUCUCGGUGGUCGAGACGAUCCGCCAGGGUCGGUGCUGCCUGCGCGUUUCCACCGCGCUAGUCGAGUACCACGUGAUCGUCGGCAUUGCGACGGCCAUUUUCAAGGUCUGCAUAGUGUCGCAGCGUGCUUACCCGAGUGAGGCGCUGUAUUUGGUGAAGGAUUCUCUAAUUCCCCUCAUGGUCGUGCAGGCACUGGUCGCGGCCACACCACCGAUGCACAGUGGCUUCAAGCAGUCGGAGGGUUUCUGCGGCUGCCUUCGACGCGAGCAGUGGGGCGCAAAAACGGGCUUGUGGAGUAUGCUGAAUCCGGAACAGCCGACGGGAAGCCUAAUCGCCAAGCCACGUCUCUUCAUGAUUAUGAUGGCCGGCAUUGUUUUCGCUGGUUUUGUCUACGGCAUGAUCGCGUUUGUAACCUACCUGAAUGCGUGGUACACACCGCUGGACCUGUUCGUGGUCAACGCCGAGGCCGCCUUGGUCAAGCCCUGGAGCAGCAACGUGCUAUCUACGAUACUUGUUGCCUGCGUGAUGCUCUUCAACUACUUCAUCUACUGUGCUGUCUCGGUUGACGGCAAGUUUCGAAAUCGUCUGAUGAACAGUUGCUGGCUCUACGUGCUCACUGUCGGCAUCUUCUUGCCAAUCGUGGUGCUCUACUUCAUGUGCAACUCUCCGGUGCACGCUUUCAUGCGUAUCAAUGUAGAUACGCUGACCAGCUGGGGAAACCACGGUGGCAUCGUUAAGGUCUCGCAUGCACUCGGGUUCUCAGGUGCCGACGUCAUGUCUCCAAAUUUCUGGUUCACGCGUCCGAAUUCGAUGCUGUUUAAGGGCCACGAGGACACGGAGACCUACUCUAUGGCGGCCACCGCGACACUCCCGACAGCACUCGGUAAGGCAGAAGCCUUCCCCUUCAUCCCAGAGCAUCUGCGUGUGUCCUGGACUGCGGCACACGGCGUGAGUUCGCCACGGCCGACCGUCUCGGUGCAGCAGGCAACGCGCGUCGUGAACGGCGUGCGCAAACCCGUGAAGCUGGAUGAUGUGGGACUGUGGACUCUACAGGUCGAUCAGGCCGUAAGUUUCAUGCAUAAGGAAUUGCCUGCUGCACUUACUCACUGGCGCAACCGCGUUCUCACCAGCCUGCGUGGUGAUUCUUCCGUCGACGUUUCUGACUUGAUUUUGCAGACCAACUUUCAAGUGAUCUUCCCAUCGCAUCCAGGAGUGAUGGGAACCAUGAUCGCCGUUGACACCAAGGCGCUCUUUAAGGGUGAGGGGAUUUCCGAUCUGCUGCAGGCGAAGCAGGUGAUGGCUGGCAGCAAACAGGCACCGCGCUCCCUCUCCAAGAGUGAAAUGACCGCAGAUCUCAGCAUGCACAUGUGCCAGAGCCUGUGCCAAGCCUCCUGGGAAGCCGGACGCACCGCCGAGGCGGUCGCAGCUCGUCCAGAGUCGCGCUUCUACUGCUGGUGGGUGGCCGUGUCUAGCGAUCGCUGUAUGCUGAUGCCGCGAACCGACGUGACCAAGUCCCGCGCACUAGGACCGGACUAUGCUCCCUACGUGCACUACGAGUUGCUCCCGAAGCACACGGGAGUGAAAUAUAAUGCACAAAGUGUUCUCUGGAACACUCCAGGCACGGUGACUUAUAUCCCAAGCAGCUCUGCGACGAGUCCCACGGGUACACAAGCCACUCCCGCAGAGGUUGCAGCCAUCCAGGGUGACAAUUUAGUCGUGGCGAACGCGGUCCUUUUCCCGGGAACAGCAGUUUCUGACGAGACGGAGGACAACGCGUUUUCGCCGGCCGAGUCGAGGGGACGCGGCAAAGGUGGCCGUCAUCGUUCUUCGAUGCUGCAACUCAACAAGGAAGGUUCGAAGCCGUUAGACGUGAAGAAGAAUGGCGAGUCUGCGGUCGACCUCAUGGGCACCUUUUCCGGCGAGGAGUACCAAAUCAUGCAACUGAACCGACACAACGUGCUGUCGUGGCGCGGCAUGAAUUACCAGAACGAAGGUGGGUACGAUCGCCCGAUUCAGGACAACUUUCCGUCGUUCUAUCCGCGUGAUGACUACUACUUGCCGCGAGCGGGCUUCACCGAUGAGCAGUCCAAGUGGUUCCCGGAACUUUACGAGAACCAUCCGUCCAAAUUUGUGCCGACGUUCAGUUUCAUGUUUUUGGCUUUUGGCUCCUUCCUGAGUGCUGCCAUUAUCGCCGUCGUGUACAGCACCUUGAAGUUCUGGAGCAUCGGUUACGAGCCGUCGCAUCAGCACAACCGCUACCAGCGAGAAGUGGUCGCAGUAGAUGACGCGGAUGGAAACAAGGAGAAUCAGGACAAGGACCAAGUCAGCGCUAGCACUGGGUCCUCAUCCGGACUAACUAGGAGGAACCUCCAGAACGGCAGUUCUAGUGAAGGUGGCAGGUCUGGAGCGAGUGGGGCGUUCGCAGGACAAGGACGCCUCCUCAACCAGUAA